Nicotiana tabacum (common tobacco) is the source of this 532-nucleotide messenger RNA. Lineage: Eukaryota; Viridiplantae; Streptophyta; Magnoliopsida; Solanales; Solanaceae. The record is from RefSeq and is a predicted model, not a curated record.
UUGGCUAGUAGGAGAUUAGAGAAGAAAUCAACAGAGCUAAAGAUCAUGUCUAGCAGGAGAAGAAGAUCAGUUUUAAGACUUACUCCAGAUGAGAUUAGUGAUCUCGUCUUGAAACUACAAGCUUUGUUGCCAGAUUCCUCUUCAAGGUGCACUUCUGAGGUAUCAGCCUCGAAGACAUUGGAAGAGACCUGUAAUUAUAUCAAAAUGCUGCACAGUGAGGUUGAUGAUCUCAGCAAGAAGCUCUCUCAAAAACUAGCUUCCACGGACUCCAAUAUUAAUGCUGUUAAUCGAGACACUCGACACCUUUAGAAGUCUUCUUCAACAGUAGAAACAACAACCCCUGAAUACACAAUACAAAACCCUGCGAGUGUUUAGUUUGGUGAAUGCAUGCAGUAGCAGAUAUAUGAAUUACUGUAUUUUUCCUUGUUUUUUCACUACCUUACGUUAAAUUCACAUUUUUCCUUGUUUUUCACUACCUUACGAUUAAAUUCUCUAUGCUAAGAAUGUUGGUUCCCUAGUUUAGGUUUUUUUU